This is a messenger RNA of Pseudonaja textilis, 1314 nucleotides long. RefSeq names its product ubiquitin specific peptidase 50 (gene USP50). The record is from RefSeq and is a predicted model, not a curated record. Gene Ontology annotation, biological process: protein deubiquitination. Gene Ontology annotation, molecular function: cysteine-type deubiquitinase activity. Lineage: Eukaryota; Metazoa; Chordata; Lepidosauria; Squamata; Elapidae.
AUGGCUUCCAGGUCAACAAAUAUGCCAGAAGAAUUCAAUAUAUAUUAUCUUCUCAAGGGUGCCUUCCCCUGGCAGACUUCGGAGGAGUCUAUGGAUGUAUCCAGAGAUGACACAAACCCACAAUACCAAGGACUUACCGGCCUGCGUAAUUUAGGCAACACAUGUUAUAUGAACGCUGUAAUUCAGUGCCUUUGCAGCGUAUCCCCGUUGGUGGAAUAUUUCCUCUCUGGAAAAUAUAUAGCCUCGUUAGACAAGGAGAAUGGAGAGAUUGCAACAGCCUUUGCCUAUCUAAUGAAUGAUAUGUGGCUUGGGGAUUUUGACUGCGUCUCUCCGGAGGUUUUUAGGUUGGUCAUUGGUGAACGAUACCCUGCUUUCAUCAAGAAAACCCAGCAAGAUGCUCAAGAGUUUCUGAUAUAUGUCUUGAAUGAACUGCAUGAAGCUCUCAAAAAGACAAAUAAGAAAAAAAAUCAAGGAAGCUCAUCGACCACUUGGGAAUCCAGGACUUGCCUUAGCGAAUGCUCCAUUAUCACCCGACUUUUUGAAGGACAUCUUAGCUAUGAUAUCAUGUGUUUGGAAUGUCAAACCACUACUUACAAAACGGAGAUCUUCACUGUGCUCUCUCUACCGAUACCUUAUGAAUCGGAAUGCUCCCUCGAGGAAUGCCUUGAUUGCUUCUUUCAGCAGGACGUCUUGACCUGGAACAACCAGAUCAACUGUUCCUGCUGUGGGAUAAAAACAGAUGCGGCAGUGAAAGCCAGCAUAGCCAAGUCGCCCAAAAUGGUCAUCUUUCACUUGAAGAGAUUUGAUUGUCAAGGCAGUUACAAAAAGAAACUUAAAACUGACAUCUACUAUCCUUUAAAUAACCUGGAUUUGUCUCCUUAUAUAUAUCCACUUUUUCGGAAAAACCCCAAAUACAACUUAUUUGCUGUAGUGAACCAUUUUGGAGAUCUGGACGGUGGCCAUUAUACUGCAUUCUGCAGACAUACUCUCAGCCAAAACUGGUACAACUUUGACGAUUCCCAGAUCAACGAGAUCCCAGAAUCCUCUGUGCAAACAUCUGCCGCUUAUCUUCUGUUUUAUAGCAGUCAAGCUUUCUCUGCACCCGUAAAGAACCAGAAUGUCUAGGAGAACCAAUUAGUAGGUUCCAGGGGUCACAUUGAAUUGGCCCACACUUUGGUUGUUGUUCAGGAACAACUGCAUUUUUUCCCCCCUUGUGUCUUUGGAUUGAACUGAUGGAGUGACGUAGAAGCUGGCCCUUCCAAGCCACUUUCUUUCAGUGAAAAGAACGCUACUCGGCAAGCCUUACGCAGAAUG